Messenger RNA from Eutrema salsugineum, 2092 nucleotides. Its product is annotated as calcium-dependent protein kinase 16. The record is from RefSeq and is a predicted model, not a curated record. Bases 121 to 1860 code for a protein of 579 amino acids. Gene Ontology annotation, biological process: protein autophosphorylation; intracellular signal transduction; peptidyl-serine phosphorylation. Gene Ontology annotation, cellular component: cytoplasm; nucleus. Lineage: Eukaryota; Viridiplantae; Streptophyta; Magnoliopsida; Brassicales; Brassicaceae. Gene Ontology annotation, molecular function: calcium/calmodulin-dependent protein kinase activity; ATP binding; calcium-dependent protein serine/threonine kinase activity. The transcript is spliced from 12 exons.
AUGCUGUUUCGAUGGCGACCUCAUUUCCUAUUCAUUAAUGCCAAAAAAAUCCCCAGAGAAAACAUCCUCCUCGCGUAGGGUCCAAGAAACCGAGAAACCACCACCACAAAAUCAUCAUCAAUGGGUCUCUGUUUCUCCUCCGCCAAAGUCUCCGGCCGCCACAACCGCAGCCCCCGGAAUCCCAAUCCUCAUCCUCCUCCUCUUCCUCUCACGGUGGCUAAACACAGACCUCCGCAAACGCCGUGUUCAUUCAUGACCGUUUCGAUCCAGAAAGACCACAGGACCCAACCGCGACGUCCCGCUAAGAAAACGCCGCCGCAAACGCAAACGCGACAGACGCCAACGCAUGGGAGGGCGAGAGAGAAGGUUAGCAAUAAUAAUCAUAACGGUGGGAGGAGACACGGAGAAGCGAUCCCCUACGGCAAGCGCAUCGAUUUUGGGUACGCCAAAGAUUUCGAUCACCGUUACUCCAUCGGGAAACUGCUCGGACAUGGCCAAUUCGGUUACACUUAUGUCGCUACCGAUAAAAAAACCGGAGAUCGUGUCGCCGUCAAGAAAAUCGAUAAAGCCAAGAUGACAAUUCCGAUUGCUGUGGAAGAUGUAAAGAGAGAGGUGAAGAUAUUACAAGCUUUAACAGGUCAUGAAAAUGUGGUUCGGUUUUACAAUGCCUUCGAGGACAAGAACUCUGUUUAUAUAGUCAUGGAGUUAUGCGAGGGUGGUGAAUUGCUUGAUCGGAUAUUAGCCAAGAAAGAUAGUCGGUAUAGCGAAAGAGACGCAGCCGUGGUAGUGAGACAGAUGCUAAAAGUUGCGGCUGAGUGUCAUUUGCGUGGUCUUGUUCACCGAGAUAUGAAACCAGAGAAUUUUCUAUUCAAAUCAACCGAAGAAGCUUCGCCUCUAAAAGCUACAGAUUUCGGUUUAUCAGACUUCAUAAAACCAGGCAAGAAGUUUCAUGAUAUCGUAGGGAGUGCGUAUUACGUAGCACCUGAAGUGUUGAAACGCAGGUCAGGACCUGAAUCAGAUGUGUGGAGUAUUGGUGUCAUUAGUUACAUUCUUCUCUGUGGGAGACGACCUUUCUGGGAUAAGACUGAAGAUGGUAUCUUCAAAGAGGUCCUGAAGAACAAACCUGAUUUCAGAAGAAAACCAUGGCCAACUAUCAGCAACAGUGCCAAAGAUUUUGUUAAGAAGUUGUUAGUAAAAGACCCGAGAGCUAGAUUAACAGCUGCGCAAGCCCUAUCACAUCCAUGGGUUAGAGAAGGAGGAGAUGCAACUGAGAUUCCCAUAGACAUAUCUGUUCUCAACAACAUGCGUCAGUUUGUGAAAUUUAGCCGCCUCAAGCAAUUCGCUUUAAGGGCGCUUGCAACGACGCUUGAUGAAGAAGAGUUGGCUGAUCUUAGAGACCAGUUUGAUGCGAUUGAUGUUGAUAAAAAUGGUGCCAUUAGCCUUGAAGAGAUGAGGCAGGCUCUUGCGAAAGAUCAUCCUUGGAAGCUUAAGGAUGCACGAGUUGCAGAAAUUCUUCAAGCGAUUGAUAGCAACACAGAUGGAUUUGUGGAUUUCGAAGAGUUUGUUGCUGCUGCGUUACACGUGAAUCAAUUAGAGGAGCAUGAUUCUGAGAAAUGGCAACAGAGAUCAAGAGCAGCAUUUGAGAAAUUCGACAUAGACGGAGAUGGAUACAUAACAGCAGAGGAACUUCGAAUGCAUACUGGCUUGAAAGGGUCCAUUGAGCCACUUCUUGAAGAAGCUGACAUUGACAAUGAUGGUAAAAUCAGUCUCCAUGAAUUUCGUAGACUUUUGAGAACUGCAAGUAUCAAAUCGAGAAACGUUAGAAACCCUCCUGGUUAUCUUAUUUCUCGAAAGGUCUAAAAAAGUUAUUUGCAGUAUUUUAUCAAUUGGUGAGGAAAGACCUAAUCAAAUCAAGAAAGCUUGUGAAUUUUUGUUGAUCCCUUAUAUGUAGAAGGCUGGGGAUCGAGUGCAGUGUUUUCAUGUGGUUUUGUAACAUAUUUUCGUAUAUCUUAUAAUCAAUGACAAAGAAAUUGAUAAUUCAUAAUAGAAAAUUAGCGAAAUGUGGUGAUGAGUUUAUGUAUUGUGUAUAUAG